Knipowitschia caucasica is the source of this 939-nucleotide messenger RNA. The record is from the annotation of a GenBank genome assembly. NCBI's taxonomy places the organism in Eukaryota, Metazoa, Chordata, Actinopteri, Gobiiformes, Gobiidae.
AUGAGCUUUGAAGUCUUCUCGUAUGAAAGUCUGGUGCAUGCGGUGUCGGGAGCGAUGGGAAGUGUAACUGCCAUGACCGUGUUUUUUCCUCUUGAUACUGCACGGCUGAGGCUUCAAGUGGAUGAAAGUAGAGAGUCAAAAUCUACUCCAGCCAUUCUUGCAGAGAUUAUAAAAGAGGAGGGGCUUUUGGCUCCGUACAGAGGCUGGUUUCCAGUUAUAUGCAGCUUGUGUUGCUCCAACUUUGUGUACUUCUACUGCUUUCAUAGUCUUAAGGAAAACUACUUGAAAGGACAACAAUCAACGUCCAGUGUUGACCUUUUUAUGGGAAUGGCUGCGGGUGUCAUAAAUGUUUUGGCAACAACCCCACUCUGGGUGGUGAACACCCGGCUGAAACUUCAAGGAUCGAAGUUUCGUAAUGCAGAGAUACACUCUACAAACUAUUCUGGCAUUAUUGAUGCAUUUAUUCAAAUAGUUCGGGAUGAGGGUGUAGGGGCCCUCUGGAAUGGGACCUUUCCAUCCCUGCUGCUUGUGCUCAACCCUGCAAUCCAAUUCAUGAUUUAUGAAGGCCUGAAAAGGCAGCUCAGGAAAGGUGCUUAUAGGGAGCUGACAUCUAUUGAAGUCUUUAUCAUUGGUGCUGUGGCCAAGGCUGUUGCCACAACUGUAACAUAUCCACUUCAGACUGUUCAAUCGGUCCUUAGGUUUGGACAGUUUCACAAGUCAACCGAACAAUCCAACCUUCUGUCAAGUCUUAAAAGUAUCAAGUGUUUGCUGAUCAACAGAGUAAGGAGGUAUGGUAUAUCUGGCCUUUUUAAAGGCCUGGAGGCCAAACUACUGCAGACUGUUCUGACUGCAGCCCUCAUGUUUCUUCUCUAUGAGAAGAUAGCCAGCUGUACCUUCAAAGCCAUGGGUUUACAAAAGGCUCUCUACAAGAGACGUUAG